This is a messenger RNA of Leptonychotes weddellii (Weddell seal), 5155 nucleotides long. It is a transcript of the gene CYB561A3, whose product is annotated as cytochrome b561 family member A3. The record is from RefSeq and is a predicted model, not a curated record. Gene Ontology annotation, cellular component: lysosomal membrane. Lineage: Eukaryota; Metazoa; Chordata; Mammalia; Carnivora; Phocidae. Gene Ontology annotation, molecular function: oxidoreductase activity.
CGGACGCGGGCUCCGUCUGUACCGUGUUACCCGCCGGUCCUCAGCUUUCGCUCCGCGCUCUGUGGCCAGCCCGGCUGCCAUAUUUGGCCACCGCUUUCCUGGGCCCGCUCCUCUCCUGCCCUCCCGGCGUCGCCGCGUCCAGCUGCCGACCUUCCCAGCCGCUGCCUGCGGCCUUGCGGAGGGCCGGUCCCCGGCGAGAGGCUUCGCGUCCGCCCGAACACGAGUUGGGGGUGAGGGACCGGGCCGAGCCGUUAGCGGCGCUCCCUGGGAAAGAAACGCCCGCGAAGGAACUGGAGUUGGGAGUCUGCAACCUCGGACUUCAUUUCCCAGGCGGCCGCGCGCGCGCCCGGAAGUGCUGUGAGCCUAUAAGGGACGGAGGCGGCUCGGUUCACUGGCCCUGGGGCUGCGGUGCGGGCUGCGUGGUCGCUUGCCUCCCAGAGAGUCCGUGAUUCCAUCCGCCUGGAGUCCUGGUAGCUGUCGCGCCGGGUGGCGAGAGGCGGGUCUCGGAGACCCCUGCGACCCACUGUGGUUCGGGGGUGAGAAAGCUCGGAUGGGGAGUUCAGGGAUCUGGGUUCGAGUGCUGGCUGGCUCCGCUGCUACCUCUCCGCGCUGUCGCUACCCUUCACUCGGCCUCAGCUUUCUCCUGUAGGAAAUGGACGCUGUGGUCCGCGCCCUUCCUCCUACAGGUGUGGUGGUCCAGGCACGAAAGCGCUUCGGAAGUCGCAGUCAGCAGGCGGAGCCCCUGCCCUAAUUGUCACCGAAGGUUAGCUAGGACCGACAGCCCUUCGUCCCCGCAGAAGAGUCGGGGAUCGGGCUCCGGGUUCCUGGAACGGUUCUCCGGACACCUGAGCCCGACCGGGGCAGUCUGGAAGGGCGGGUCUGUAAUCACUGUGGCGCUAAGCAGCGCCUUGCCUGUCUACCUCCCGACUGGAACUUAGGGGUCCUCACUCCUGAGCCCUGACUUUACAGAAGCCACGUUUGGACGUGAGGAGUCCUUGGAGCUGAGGGAAGCGAACCCGGGUUCCUGUACCAGCUCUGCCACUCAGCGUGGCCAAGUCGCUUUCCUUCUUUGGGUUCCAAUGAUUUUGAUCUGUAAGAGAAGAGUGUAGGACUUGAACCUGAACUCUGAUUCUCAGGAUUUCCAAAAUCCCCACCAUUCAUCCUGGAAGCCGGGCAACCAAUUGACUUUCUGUUCCUUCAUCUAUUAGUAGUUCUAAAUUAUAAAAGUAAUAUUAUAAGAGUUUGGAAUAGAGCCUUUUCCUAAGAUCAAGGGCUGAAUGGAAGCUUACCCAUUUCUUACACGGGGGCCUGAUCUCUUUUACUGCAGCCAGGGAGAAUCGUUUUUUGUCAAGGGACUGAGGAGAGUAUUAGGUUGGAGAGUACAUUUCUUAGAUCAUGGUGGAUAGAGUAAGACACACCGCCUGCAUGGUUUUUGCAUUUUUAAAAGAUUAACAGAAAUGAAAAGGAUAAUAUUUUCUGAUUUGUACAAAUGAUCUGAACCUGAAGUUUCAGUGUCCAUAAAUAAAGUUUUUUGGGAACAUGGCUGUGUUCGUUUGUGAAGGUACUGUCUAUGACUGCUUUUGCGCUACAUCAGAAGAGUUGAUGACAGAGUUGGGAGAGAGACUAUGGCCUGCAAAGCCUAAAAUAUUUUCCAUUCCGGCCCUUAUAGAAGGGCAUGAUGACUUCUGCCUUAGCAUGGGGCUCUACAAAGUGCGGGCGGAAUCAAAGACCCAACAAUGGUGAACACAUCCUGAAAUCAUAGCACAACCUACUUUCUUGGAAUAAAUGAUAGAAUAUUCUCGGUGUUAGGGUUGCAAUUUCACUGCAUUCUUCUUUUUUCUUCUGCACUUUGCAUAGAGGUAGGGUCAUCUGUGUACUGUGAGCAGUAUAACAUCACAGCCGGUUGUCAGAAAAGUGUCCCCAUCGUGAACUCUAAGUCUGUCCCAGGGCAGUAAUCCAGGACCUCUUUGAGAAGGGUGGACACAGCCCUUUUGGAUGAUACUUACUUUUGUUUUUUCUUCUCCAAAGGAAAAGGAAGUCAUGAAAGAUAAUUGUCUGGUGGAUGGAGCCUGCUGACCAAGUGCUUCAUGCCGACUUCACCGGGGGGGUGACUGAACAUCUGGUGACCUGAAACUUUCUCUGCUCUUCCGGGGCCUAUGGGGACACCUCUGAGGCUGGGUGGCAAAUCUCUGAGCUUAGUAGUUGAGUCAUGAAACUUCUAGGAAGAUGGUGGCAUUAUUUUCCCCCGGCCUUAUGGAAGCUUGUUUUUCCCCCAGCCCCUCGGAUCUUCCUUCCCCAGUGAUUACUGCCAACUCGGGUCACAUUGUGAGAGUUCAGUGUCUGUUUCUGGUUAGGUGGACACAAGCCGUGGAGAGAAUUGGGACGGCCUAGUAUCAGGGCCACCGAGAGGCCUGGGCUGCCAUGAAGGCCACGAGCUUCAGGCUGUAGUUUGUAGGUAGGAUGAACUGCUGUGACAACACCAAGAAAAGGAGAAUACUUUGCUCUCACAACGUCCUUACGGACAUUUUCUCACUUGCCCUUUCGACAACCUGUGGUCAAGGAAAAAACAGGAGCCUUGGAGCCAAACAGACAAGGCUUUGAAACUUCCUGAAACUUACUGGGUCCUAAUGCUGGUAUUUAAUCUUCCUGAGCCUUGGUUUCCUCGUCUAUAAGAUGGGGAUGAUAACUGCUCACGGGAGCAAAUGGGAUCAUAAUGUUCAUGGGUUCUAGUGGGGUGUCUCCUCAUAGCUGCUCUUUAGUAUAUUCUUAUUACCAUGCCUUUCUUUCAGAUGAGAUGACCGAGUCAUACAAAUGCUAAAUGAUUUGCUCAAGGUGCCCCACUUCAUAAGAAUUGGAGCCUCGGCCACCACUCUUGUCAGCUUGUCACUAAGUCUAAAGGAGCGCCUGCUCAGAAUGGCUGUGGGAUGGUUCUACUUGUCCUUCUACGCACUGUGUUUCCUGGGCUUGAUGUGCAUCAUCCUCACCAUCUGUUGGAUGCAGCUAUGGCAUGGUGGCUUUGCCUGGGAUGGCACCAUUCUCAUGUUCAACUAUCACCCAGUGCUCAUGGUUGUGGGCUUAGUGGUACUCUACAGUGCUGCCUCGCUGGUGUACCGCCUGCCGCGGUCCUGGGUGGGGCCCAAGCUGCCAUGGAAGAUUGGCCACGCGGCCCUGCACCUGCUGGCCUUCAUCCUGACCGUGCUGGGGAUGGUCGCCGUCUUUCAGUUCCACCACCACUCCAAGGUCGCCAAACUCUACUCCCUGCACAGCUGGCUGGGCAUUGUCACUGUCUUCCUUUUUGCCUGCCAGUGGUUCCUGGGCUUUGCCGUCUUCCUGCUGCCCUGGGCAUCCGUGUGGCUGCGCAGCCUCCUUAAACCCAUCCACCUCUUCUUUGGCGUCAUCAUCCUCUCUCUGUCCAUCGCGUCUGUCAUUUCCGGCAUUAAUGAGAAGCUUUUCUUCAGUUUGAACAAUGCCACCCAGCCAUAUUCCAGUCUGCCCAGUGAGGCUAUCUUUGCCAACAGCCUUGGGAUGCUGGUGGUGAUCUUCGGGCUCCUGGUGCUCUACAUCCUCCUGGUUUCAUCUUGGAAACGCCCAGAGCCAGGGAUCCUGACUGAAGGACAGCCCCUGUUGCGUGAUGGGGAGUGAGCCAGGAGCAGGUGGAGGUGCUUCCCCUCAGCAGCUCUGCUCUGCCUGGGGCUCCUGUCUGGUUUCAGCAACACUUGCCCUGGGCUCCUUGCCCAGACGUCUUCUGGCCUCCAUGCGGGGCCUGCUCCCUCCGCCAGUGUGCUGCCCGCCCGCUUUGCUUGGUGGCUUCGGCUUCCGUGCUCCUUCCUGGCCUCAACUUCUCGGUCUUCAUUUACAUAUGGCCCCCCUGGCCCCACCACAGCUGCUCCUGCUGCCCCCGCUCUGCGUGUGAAGUCAAGCUGACUUCCCCUCUAGAGCCCUAAGGAUGUGGUAGAAAAUCUCAACGGCACGGAUGAGCCCGGACUCAAGUGCAGUCCGCAUGUGAGAAGCGAGGGAGGCGGCGGUGUCCAGCAGCUUUCCCUUAAAGGCCUGCAUUUCCUUUGGGCCGCCCCCACCGUGGGGUGGGCAUCAUCCGCCGUUACCUCCAGCCAGCCCAGCCACACGUGAGCCUGGGCACGCACAUCUUGAGGUGACGGAAGGAGAGCGGGGAGAAUGGCAGCAGAGCGGCGGAGGGGCUGACUGCCCCUUGCCAUUCUGUUUCACGUCCGCCUGCAUUGGGACCGUGCGGCUCCCCUCUGCUGCUACAGCCCUGGCCUAUGUCCUGGCCUUGCCCCGUGACAUGCACCCCCGUCACAGUCAGGCAACCCGACGGACCCUGGCAGCCUGUUCCUCCAACUGUCCCGGGAGGGCUGAGCGCCAGGGGGGCCUCAGGCUUCCUAUGCUGCCGCUCCCCGGAUCAGGGCUUCUCUGUCUGUCCCCGGGCAGGCUGGCAGAACCCCAGCCCAGCUGAUUUUCACUCUCCAGCUCAGCGUGAAACAAGCCAGAGUUGUGGUGCAUUGUGCCCAGCAGAUCCCUGGGGCCACGACCACUUCCCAAGGUGCUCCCUGCUGAGUGUCAGGCUGCCUCAUUUCCCCCUCGGGCGACUUGCGUGGCCAAAUCCAGUCUCCCGUUACACAAGAGGGUGAGCAGCUGCUUGCCUCCCGAGGAGAAGCUGGGGUUGGGGUGCUGGGGUUCUUGCUCCUCUCUUCCGUGAUGGCGCUGUGGCUUUUCCCGCCCUCUCUGAACGAGCCCUGCCAGGCCCCCGGCUCCGUACUGCUGUCCUUAGUGACAAGCAGCAGGACACCGGGGGCUUGGCUGCACUUGCUCUGGCAGGUGGAGACGAGGCUGACUGUCCACCACACCGUGACGUGGCCCGCUGGCGGGACUGUGACUGGACUUCCUGAGGGGAUGGAGCGUUUGAAGCCAUUGGGAUGACUGCCAGACACCUCAGUCAACGUGACCAGCGCCCCCCCUUUCCAUGUGGGAGGCCUGUAACCUGAAGCUUGAUUUCCGUUUAUCAUGUGUUUAAGAAUCAAAGCCUUCUCUACUGUACUGACAUUGUGGUUAAAUGAGCUCUGAGAAACUUAUUAAAGCCUCUGGACAGUUCUGACCCUCAGCCCUGGGAGCAGAAAUCCAAAAGGCACCAAAGAUCCCA